Molecule: messenger RNA, 1587 nt
Organism: Loxodonta africana (African savanna elephant)
Lineage: Eukaryota; Metazoa; Chordata; Mammalia; Proboscidea; Elephantidae
Product: cytochrome c oxidase assembly factor 7
Exons: 3
Coding region: 69-764 (231 amino acids)
Cellular component (GO): mitochondrial intermembrane space
Molecular function (GO): protein binding
Source: RefSeq, a predicted model, not a curated record
ACCGUGGGGCGGGAGUGCGGCAGGCUGGAGGGGACGCCUGGGUGACCGCUACCGGGCAAGCAACAGCCAUGGCCGGCGUGGUGGACUUCCAGGACGAGGAGCAGGUGAAGUCUUUCCUGCAGAACCUGGAGGUGGAAUGCAACUAUCAGUGCUACCAUGAGAAGGACCCAGACGGUUGCUAUCGUCUGGUGGACUAUUUGGAAGGAAUCCAGAAGAAUUUUGAUGAGGCUGCCAAAGUGUUGAAGUUCAACUGUGAAGAGAACCAGCACAGUGACAGCUGCUACAAACUGGGGGCCUAUUAUGUGACUGGGAAAGGUGGACUGACUCAGGACCUGAAAGCUGCCUCUAACUGCUUUUUGAUCGCAUGUGAGAAGCCAGGAAAGAGGUCCAUGCAGGCAUGUCACAAUGUUGGUCUCCUGGCACAUGAUGGAAAGGUCAAUGAGGACGGUCAGCCUGACCUGGGGAAGGCCAGGGACUACUACACAAGGGCCUGUGAUGGCAACUAUGCUGCCAGCUGUUUCAACCUCAGUGCCAUGUUCCUCCAGGGUGCCCCUGGCAUCUCCAAGGACAUGAACCUGGCAUGCCAGUACUCAAUGAAAGCCUGCGACCUGGGCCAUGUCUGGGCCUGUGCCAAUGCUAGCCGCAUGUACAGGUUAGGGGAUGGUGUCGAUAAGGAUGAGGCCAAGGCCGAGGUGCUAAAAAAUCGGGCCCAGCAGUUGCAUAAGGAACAGCAGAAAAGUGUCCAUCCUUUAACAUUUGGGUAGCGUGGCCCAUCCUCCGAGGCAAGAAAUAACUUGAGGCUGUCACCUCCCCGUUUCUGAGAAUUGAUGCAGCCCUUGGAGGUCAACUUUCUGGAGCAGGAAGACUUGGUACUUGAUACUAGUAGCUCUGGUUACAUAGACCCAUUGACCCGGAGUGUCACCCACUGGGAUGUAGCCUCCAAGUUCAUUUCAGUCAGUAUUCCUUUAUCUGGGUGUGUUCUGUGAAGGCACCCAAAUUCAGGGAGUCUUUGCUCUCAAACUCCUAUAGCCCUUUGAAAAAUAGGAGCAAGUUUGACAGCCAUAGACAUUUGUGGAGGGAAAAAAAAAAUUGCAGGAAGUUGGAGAAAUUAGAAGCUGCAGGAAUAAUAAUAAUCAGACAUUAUUAUUAUUAUUACUGCUACUGCCUCAAUGAGGAGAACUUGAAAAUCAAGUGUCUUGAUUUACAUAACAGAGAGCUCAAGGAGCUAAGAACAGUUAAACAGUCACAACUGCCACCCUCUCUCUGACUUGCAUCAUCGUUGAUGUGAGCUUCCUUUUGCCUUUAGGAUAAGAUCUUUAAAUAAUUUAAAUUCAUGGAGGUCAGGAGGUAUGUGCAACGCAAAGGUUAAAGGUUGCUAUGCUUCGGGGCUGCUAAAGUGAAUGAAGGAUAAGGCUGGCUUCCUCUGGAGAAGACUUUCUUAGUUACAAAUUAGCAUCCCCAGUCUGCUCACUUGGCAGCGUUCAUCAUGCUAAGUGAGCAGAUUAUUCCCAAGGCAACUUCAGCCAGAAAUCUGUAAGCAAGGACCUUAUGACACGUUUUUUCCCCUAAAUAAAUUAUUUUGAUUUA